Molecule: messenger RNA, 546 nt
Organism: Eimeria mitis
Lineage: Eukaryota; Apicomplexa; Conoidasida; Eucoccidiorida; Eimeriidae
Product: Transitional endoplasmic reticulum ATPase, related
Exons: 2
Coding region: 1-546 (181 amino acids)
Source: RefSeq, a predicted model, not a curated record
AUGGGGGCCCCCGGGGGCCCCCAUGCAUGGGCCUCUGUUGCUGCUGCAAUAGAAGAAUUUUUAAGCUCUCGUCCGCGGCCUGUGAGAGUGGGAGAUCAGUAUAAGGUUCAGGUGUAUAUACAGGAGGGAAAAGCAGCAGCAGCAGCAGCAGCAGCAGCAGCAGGAGCAGCAGGAGCAGCAGCAGAUGGUGGUGGUGGUGGUGUGAGGGGGGUGUCGUGGGGGGGGAUGAAGGGGGCCCCCAGGGGCCCCAUGGGCCCCAUGGGGGGCCCCCAGGGGCCCCAUGAGGGUUUAAGAAUAGAAGAAAUAGAAAUAAAAAUAAUGAGGAUAGAGGGAGAGAAGAACGAUGAUAUAGAGUUUGGUUUAGUAGCAGAAGAAACAGAAAAAAUUAUAAGUGAAGAACCAAUAGAUAGAGAGGCCUUCGACUCUGCGAGUGAGAUAACCUACGAUGAUGUUGGGGGUUUAAAGAAAGAAGUGCAGCUGCUGAGAGAAUAUGUUGAGUUGCCGCUGCGGUUCCCUGAUGUUUUUAAAAAAGUAAGUAGGGUUUAG